GAUUAUAUCAGCUCAUUUAAUCCUCAGAAAGGUCCAGUGGAGAGGUUCUACUAUCCUCUCCGUCUAUAGACCCGGGAGCUGAGCACGAAAUGUUUAACUUGAUACUAUCAAACCUUUCAUCUGCGCAAAAUGACACCUAAACCGAUGUCACUUCCCUCACUUUUCAGGUGAAGAAACAAGUCUCAGAAGGGAAGUGCUUUAUCAAAGUCACCUGGUCCAGCCCAGCCAGGUUUGGGGGUAGCCUGGGCAAGCACGCUUUUACUGCUACUGCAAUUGUAGAGUUCAGGUGAGCUGCGUAAAUGAGAGCCUCCUCUGAGUGACCCGUGAGGUGACUGCUUAGAGGACGCAGCGGGAAGGAGGCGAGGCACCCUUCCUUCCCGCCCGCGCCGCCCGGCGCGCCCCCCACCCCUCGCUUGGCUCCCGGCGCGCGGAGGAGGGAGCGGGAGACGGCUCGGGCUCGCAUCGCGCCCCCUGGCGGCCCCUCGCGACCGUGCAUCCCGACGCCCCAGGAGAGUAACGGGCCGCGGGGAGGGCGCCCGAGAGGGCAGGGAGCCGGCGCGGGGCCGCCCCGGCGAGCGGAGAUAAAAGCGGGCUGGCGGCUCGGCCGGCGCAAUCUGCGCGUUCUCCUAUUGAUUAGCAGCGUCUGCCCGGAGGCCGGGAUGCCCGCGGCGCGGGGCCGGGACGGAGCGUGAGAGCCGGGGAGUGGCCAGCCCGGCGGCCCCGCGCGCAGCCCCGCGCCUGGCUGGGCAUAGCCCGCGGGCCAGACCUCGGCCGCGCCGGCCCGCCAGCCGGGCCGGCGGCGGGCGGCGCGGCGGGCAGCGGAGCCGAACGCCUGGCGCGGGGGCUGCCAUGGGGCUGUGCUGCUGCAAGGACUGGAGGGGACACCUGCCGGCGCCCAAAGGUGGUACCGGGGAGCGGGAGAAGGUGCCGGCCAACCCCGAGGCGCUCCUGCUCAUGGCCAGCUCCCAACGUGACAUGGAGGACUGGGUGCAGGCCAUCCGCCGGGUCAUCUGGGCCCCACUUGGCGGAGGUACUGCCCGUAGAUCGCAUGCUCACCCUCUAGAACCCUUGCCUUCAGGAAUUUUUGGGCAGCGCCUGGAGGACACGGUCCACCACGAGCGGAAGUAUGGCCCCCGCCUGGCCCCGCUGCUGGUGGAGCAGUGCGUGGACUUCAUCCGGGAGCGUGGGCUCACUGAGGAGGGGCUCUUCCGCAUGCCGGGCCAGGCCAACCUGGUGAGGGACCUCCAGGAUUCCUUCGACUGUGGGGAGAAGCCACUGUUUGACAGCACAACAGACGUGCACACGGUGGCCUCCCUGUUGAAGCUGUACCUGCGGGAGCUCCCCGAGCCUGUGGUCCCCUUCGCCAGGUACGAGGACUUCCUCAGCUGUGCCCAGCUGCUCACCAAGGACGAGGGGGAGGGGACUCUGGAGUUGGCUAAACAAGUGAGCAGCCUUCCCCUGGCCAAUUACAACCUGCUCAGAUAUAUCUGCAAGUUUCUGGAUGAAGUUCAGUCCCACUCAAAUGUUAACAAGAUGAGUGUCCAGAACCUGGCAACCGUUUUUGGACCUAACAUACUCCGGCCACAGCUGGAAGACCCGGUAACCAUCAUGGAAGGCACGUCCCUGGUCCAGCACCUGAUGACCGUCCUGAUCCGCAAACACAGCCAACUCUUCACCUCGAGGGCCGAGGAGGGGCCGGCCUCCCCACGGGGGGGCCCACCGUGCACAGUGGGGUGGGGCUCCGAGGAGGUCCCAAGGGACGGCCAGCCAGAGCCCGGCAGCCCCAGCACCCCCGGCCUGCCAUCACACAGGACCUCUUCUCUGGACGGGGCCACUGUGGCGGCGCUGUCUAGAACCUCCCCCAUGGGUCCGGGUGGCCAAGGCAGCCCCACCACUGCCGCCAGCCCCGGGAAGAAGGUGCAGACUCUGCCCAACUGGAAAUCUUCCUUCUGGCAGCCGGGGGCCCGGUCAGGGAGCCCGAAGGUGGGCAGCUCCUCCCUGGAGGUGCCCAUCAUCUCCUCCGGAGGGAACUGGCUCAUGAACGGGCUGUCCUCCCUGCGCGGUCACCGCCGGGCCUCCUCGGGAGAACGGCUCAAGGACUCUGGCUCUGCGCAGAGACUCUCUACCUACGACAACGUGCCCCCGCCCAGCGGCCUCUUUCCCAGCACUCCCAGUGUGGCCAGCAUGGCGUGGUCGGGGGCCUCCUCCUGCGAGGCGUCAGCGCGGGGCUCGCUCAGCAGCUGCACAGCCUGCCGGGCCAGCGACUCGUCUGCCUGCAGCUCCCUGCCCACCGAGGGGGGCCUCGAACCCUCCCCUUUCCCCAGCAGCAGCGAGGACCGCAGAUCCCCGGACCUGGGCCGCGGCCUGGACGAGGUGGGCACCUGCAUCAGCAGCAGCGAGCCCAGUGACCCAGGCAGCCCCAGCCAGGACUAUGCCCGCUGCUCCGAGGCUCUCCAGGGCCUGGUCACAGAGCUCAGGGCGGAGCUGUGCCGGCAGAGGACUGAGUACGAGAUGAGUAUGAAAAGACUCGAAGAAGGUAGUGCCACUCUGAGGAAGCGAAUGUCGCAGCUGGAAGAAGAACUGGACCAGGAAAAGAAAAAGUACACGAUGCUGGAAAUAAAGCUGAGGAACUCGGAGCGGGCCCGGGAAGAUGCGGAGAAGAGGAACCAGCUGCUGCAGAAGGAAAUGGAGGAGUUCUUCUCAACCCUGGGAAGCCUGACUGUUGGGGCAAAAGGGGACAAGGCCCCCAAGUGAGGGAGGGGGAAGAGCUCCCUUCUGCAGCAGUGCUCGCCCCUGAGCAGAGACGGCUGCCGGCCUUGUGAGGAGCCACGAGGCCCUGCAGCUUGGACCUGGGCCUCCGUGGUGCCAGGAGCUCCAGAGCCAGCUGGAGGGAGGAGUGCUGACACCCCCAGGGGGACUGUCGGGAGCCCAAGCCCCACGUGGGAUCUGGAUGCUGCUCCGACGGUGCGGGGCCUGGCAGGUGUCAGAGACGGCAGCCCCGUGACCCACCGAAACAGAUGGCACCUGGGGUCUAAGCAGCCCACAGGGAACAUUUUGCAUUCUUUAUUAAAUCUGCUCUCCUAGCAUGA
This is a messenger RNA of Acinonyx jubatus (cheetah), 3089 nucleotides long. RefSeq names its product Rho GTPase activating protein 22 (gene ARHGAP22). NCBI's taxonomy places the organism in Eukaryota, Metazoa, Chordata, Mammalia, Carnivora, Felidae. The record is from RefSeq and is a predicted model, not a curated record. The coding region runs from base 850 to 2754 and encodes 634 amino acids. The transcript has 8 exons. Gene Ontology annotation, cellular component: focal adhesion. Gene Ontology annotation, biological process: activation of GTPase activity; signal transduction. Gene Ontology annotation, molecular function: GTPase activator activity.